UCAGAGCGCUGUAUAUAAGCGACUGCAGACAGGCUUGAAAUAGGCACUUCAACCAUGGCAGGGUCAGGAUAUACGUUGGUGCUUGCGGCUGUGGCGAUUAUGUCUGCGGAAGCGGUCUCACCGCCUAUCACAGUUGUCCCUGGUCGUCCCAAGAGUGUGUCGCUUGAAAAGUCGGCUCUCUUUUACCUGUGGAAUGAACAACUGGACUACCAAGGAGCUCUACCCGCGGAAAGGGAUACGCAGCCCAUAGGAACUUUGCUGUCCCCUGGCUUUUUCCACGUGGUCAAUUUGGUGCCCCAGGAUGCCCCUCAUCCCCUUUACGUCAAUAGUUACGCUGAACUACGCGCUGCUUUACUCCGCGACCACAUGCUCCAAGACACUGUGGACCCCAAUGAUUCAAGGAUGAAAUCAACCAACGGCCUGACAGCAAAAACCCUCACUGGCAAAUCCGUUGUCUUCAAGAAGGACAAUACAGACAGAAUCACUGUGAACAACAUCCCUGUUGAAAACGUGGAAACGCUGUCUGAGGGGAUAGUAAGCUACACACUGGAUGGCGUCCUGUUUGAUUACGUACAGCAAGUGGACGACGCUUUUCAUGAGUACUUGAGAAACUCGUCGUCUCGGGAUGCACAAGCAUAAGGUGCACAAACGUACAUAUACAAGAAUGCACACACACGCACACACACACAAACACACACACACACACACACACACACACACACAUACACACACACACACACACACACACACACACAUACCGAACAAAAUCCCUACAAGAUAAGCAAAAGGUAUCCAAACAGAAAAAUCACGAAGGAAAGUAGGAAAAGGGGAGAUAACGGAGAUGGAAAAAUCAGUUUUUCGUUAUCUUACUUGGGUUAUAAAUAUGUAUAUACAUUUCAGUACCUUGUCAUAUUUGUUUUUGUUUUUAUUUAAUCACUUAAUUACUCCUGCCAGGUACUUUUGCAUAAUGUAAGAAAAUCAAGAAAAUAAUAACGUGCAGGAUUCCUGUAUAAACAGAUAAUAUUUUCUUCUGUGUGAUUAGUACUGGUUAAACUUAAAAGCAGAGUCAGCAGAUUAUUUACAACCUUGUUUUAUGUAUAGGUCUGACAGAUCAAAAUUAUUCUGUUACUUUUUCACAUAUCAUGUUGACACGUUUAAUCAGACAUUUAAUAUAACCGCUGUUAUCUGACAUAUGCCUAGAAUUCCUUGCACUGGAAUUGAGAAAAUAAAAGUUUUUCACAA
This is a messenger RNA of Penaeus chinensis, 1242 nucleotides long. RefSeq lists its product as uncharacterized. Lineage: Eukaryota; Metazoa; Arthropoda; Malacostraca; Decapoda; Penaeidae. The coding region runs from base 55 to 639 and encodes 194 amino acids. The record is from RefSeq and is a predicted model, not a curated record. The transcript has 4 exons.